Zingiber officinale is the source of this 2645-nucleotide messenger RNA. Its product is annotated as CSC1-like protein ERD4. The transcript has 6 exons. Gene Ontology annotation, cellular component: plasma membrane. NCBI's taxonomy places the organism in Eukaryota, Viridiplantae, Streptophyta, Magnoliopsida, Zingiberales, Zingiberaceae. The record is from RefSeq and is a predicted model, not a curated record. Gene Ontology annotation, molecular function: calcium-activated cation channel activity. The coding region runs from base 306 to 2483 and encodes 725 amino acids.
UGAUGGUGGCAUUGCUCCCAGAAGAAAGAGUGUAGCCCAAGUGUCGAUAAAAGGCACAUCGACCUGCGAAAAGAAACCAUCUCCUUUCUUCUGCUACAGAGAUAGGAAUUUCCUGCGCAGUGUGCAAAGGAAAAGAAUAGAAAAGGAAAGAAAGAAGAAGGCAACGGCCGCUUUUAAGCGCCUUUAUUCCGUGAAAGGCGAGAUCUUUAAGAGAAGUAACGGAUAGAUAGCAUAGCAGCACAUCUGCAACAGAGGAGGGAAGAGGAAGAGGAAGAGGAAGAGGAAGUGGAAGGAGAGCAGAAGCCAUGGAUUUUAGCUCGUUCGUGACGUCCCUCGCGACUUCCUUCGUCAUCUUCUUGGUGCUGAUGUUGAUCUUCAACUGGCUGCAGAGGAGGCCCGGCAACGCCGUCAUCUACUAUCCCAGCCGCAUCCUCCGGGGUUUGGACCCUCUGGAAGGGCGGAAAGCGACGAGGAACCCCUUCGCGUGGAUCAGGGAGGCCGUGAGCGCCUCCGAGGCCGACGUCAUCGCCGCCGCCGGCGUUGACGCCGCCGUCUACCUCGUCUUCCUCUGCUCCGUAUUAGCAAUUCUGGUCCUCUCUGGAAUUGUUCUGCUGCCAGUUCUUCUUCCAGUGGCCGCCACUGUCCUUACUCGGCCAUCUUCCUCAGAUAGCAAUAGCGAGGAAGGCUUCGAAAACCUCGACAAGUUAACCAUGGGGCAUGUCCAUAAGGGAAGUCCGAGGUUAUGGGCAUUUUUACUUGGAGUAUAUUGGGUUUCUUUUGCAACAUACUAUGUUCUAUGGAAAGCAUAUCGACAUGUCUCGAAUCUGAGAGCUGGAGCAAAAUCAAGUGAAGAAGUAAGGCCUGAAGAGUUCGCCAUAUUGGUGAGGGACAUACCGGCGACCGCCUCCGGUCAGUCUAUUAAGGAUCAAGUGGAAUCAUACUUCAGAUCACUUCACCCUGAAACAUUUCACAAAUCCAUGGUUGUCACAGACAACACAGAGGCUAACAAAAUUUGGGCAGAGAUAGAAGGCUACAAGAAGAAACUUGCUCGAGCAGAAGCAGUGUAUGCGGAGUCGAAAACUACAGGCAAACCAGAUGGCAUAAGGCCUACAAACAGACUAGGCUUUCUUGGUCUAGCCGGCGAAAAAGUCGACACAAUUGAACACUGCAAUCAGAAAUUAAAGGAAUUGGUACCUAAAUUAGAGGCUGAGCAAAGUAUCACCCUAAGGGAGAAACAACAACAGGCAGCCAUUGUCUUCUUCAACAGCAAGACUGCUGCUGCUUCUGCUGCUCAGACAAUUCACUCUCAGAACGUCGAUACAUGGACGGUAAUGGAAGCUCCCGAGCCACGACAGUUAAUAUGGACUAACUUGCCGAAGAAGUUCUAUGAGAGACAGAUAAGAGCUUCUGCCAUUUACGGCUUAGUCUUCCUCACCGUAGUCUUCUACAUGAUCCCCAUUACAUUUGUCUCUGGUUUCACAACUGUGGAAAAUUUGAAGAAGUAUCUGUCCUUUACGAAGAAGAUUGUGGAUCAGCCAGAGAUCAGAACUGUCUUGGAGGCUUACCUGCCUCAGCUUGCACUCAUUGUAUUCUUAGCUCUGUUGCCGGGUUUUCUUAUGUUUCUAUCGAAACAGGAAGGAAUCCCCUCCGAGAGCCAUGCGGCGCGAGCUGCCUCUGGGAAAUACUUCUACUUCAUAGUUUUCAAUGUCUUCCUUGGAGUAACAAUUGGUGGUGCAUUGAUUGAUUCACUGAAGACUAUUGUUAAUCACCCUUCAGAGAUUGUCACACUGCUCGGCGCGAGUCUGCCUAAAAGUGCCACUUUCUUCCUCACCUUUGUCGCUCUCAAAUUCUUCGUCGGCUAUGGACUUGAGCUAUCGCGCAUCGUUCCUCUAAUUAUCUUUCAUAUCAAGAGGAGAUUUCUUUGCAAAACUGAAGCUGAGGUUAGAGAGGCUUGGGCUCCUGGUGACUUUGGCUACGCGACUAGGAUUCCUGUCGACAUACUUAUCGUCACCAUUGUUCUCUGUUACUCAGUAAUAGCCCCUAUAAUCAUUCCUUUCGGAGUCAUGUACUUCGGCCUCGGCUGGCUCAUCGCUCGUAAUCAAGCUCUUAAAGUUUAUGUGCCGAGGUAUGAGAGCUAUGGUCGGAUGUGGCCUCACAUUCAUUUACGAAUUAUCGCAGCUCUGAUUGUGUAUCAAGUCUCGACGUUUGGCUACAUUGGCUUGAGGAAAUUCGUAUAUGCUCCCUUCUUGAUUCCCGCCAUCGUGUUCUCUUUCAUCUUUGCCUUUGUGUGUCGAAAGCGAUUCUACCUUGCCUUCGCCCACACACCACUAGAGGUUGUUGCAUCACAAGGGAAGAAGGAGGUCCCAAAUAUGGAAGCAAUAUACACAGCUUACAUUCCACAAUGCUUGGUAAACGAUAAGUUUGAGGACAGCGACAUGUUUGAAGAUGCUCACUCGCAGUCACUGAGAACGACAUCGUUCUGAAGUUGAUCGUCCAUUGCCUUACUGAAUGCAUCUGUUUGGUGUACAUUCGAUUGCAUUGUGUUGUUUCCUGAAUUCUGUUUAUAUAGCAGUUGCUGCUGAUUUGGUAGUGUUUUAACUAAGACUUGUUGAAGAAGUGUUUUAAGCAAGAAAGUAUUUAGAAUC